This is a messenger RNA of Hordeum vulgare subsp. vulgare (domesticated barley), 1421 nucleotides long. RefSeq names its product MEIOTIC F-BOX protein MOF-like. Lineage: Eukaryota; Viridiplantae; Streptophyta; Magnoliopsida; Poales; Poaceae. Gene Ontology annotation, molecular function: protein binding. The coding region runs from base 1 to 1053 and encodes 350 amino acids. The record is from RefSeq and is a predicted model, not a curated record. The transcript has a single exon.
AUGGAAGUCUUGGGGAGGGCCAAACGUGGCGGCGGCAGCGCCGAUGACCGGCUGAGCGACCUGCCGGACUGCCUCCUCCAUGCCAUCCUGUCGCGCCUCAAGGCCCGGCAGGUCGUUAGGACGUGCGUUCUGUCGCGGCGGUGGCAGCACCUCUGGCUGACGUCCCCGUGCCUCGACGUCGAUGUCGGCGAGUUCCGCGAGCUCCGCCCCCAUGCGACACCAAGUCUCCACGGGUUAGAUCCCCUGUGGCUGCUGACCCCCGCCGAGCACGCUAACGACGGGGAGGAGCCGUACGAGCUCCCCGACUUCGAGGAUUUCGUCGACAGCCUUCUGGUCCAUCGUAUCCGGACCGCCGGCGCUCUGCCCCUGGAAACCCUGCGGCUGCGCCUCCCGCCGUGGUGGCUGAUCGUCCCGGCACUCCCGUGGAUGUACCACGACGGCACCUUCGCGGCGUCGAACAAGCACACGAGGUGGGUGCGUCGCGGCCUCCAGUGCUCCCCGGCGACGCUCGACGUGUGCGGCUCCGUCAAGCUGCCCCCUCUAUCCGCCUCCACCACCCGCCGCCUCACGAGCCUGCGCCUCGACCAGGUGAUCCUCCACCGUGAUUUUGCGGAGCACCUCGCGUCCGGGCUCCCCGUCCUGGAGGACCUGCGGAUCACCGGCACCAUCUUAUCGGCGCUCCCGAGGAUCGCGUCCGGCACGCUGAAAAGCCUCGUGGUCGAAUCCUCCACCCUGCACAGCGGGAGCCUGACCUUCACCAUCGCCGCCCCUCGGCUCGCGUCGCUGCACCUCGCCGUUAACUUCCAGCACCUCGUCUCCUUCGCCGUCGUCGUCCAGGAGGCGCCUUGCCUCGUCCAAGCGUCCGUCCGCCUCGUGGGGACGCCUGAGCCUCGUGGGGAUCUGCUUAGGGCUCUGUGCAAGUUCAUCGACUCUCUGUCCCACGUCUGCGCCCUGAAGCUGCAUGGCUUCCGCGACAUGGUGACGGAUCUAUACUGCUCUCGCACGCUCUUGCUAAAUCUGUAUAAUCAAUCUCUGUUUUACUACACUUCAUAACAAAAAGUCUAGAUUACAUUCAUUAACCAUGCAAUGCGAUGCAGACGGUAGUCGAGCAGCAACAUCAACCUCUUCCUCUUGGAGCUCAAUUUCUUCCGGACCAGCCGGGGUUGCUGAACCCACAUGUACCUUUUAUUCCACCACUUGGACUAUUCUAUCAAUUCCAGACAGAUUUGCCGCCUCUGGCCACGGACAAGUUCCCGCGUCCAAUGUUGCAGGCGAUGCUCGACGAGGAGCACCACGGGUUACCGGUGUUUAGCAGCAUGAGGACCUUGGUCCUAGAGGAUUGCGAGAUGGGCGACCAUGCUCAGACGCUCUGGCGUUUCCUGCAUAAUGCUCCUGCCCUAGAGAAGCUCACUCUGAACAAC